Daldinia childiae is the source of this 774-nucleotide messenger RNA. RefSeq lists its product as uncharacterized. Bases 1 to 774 code for a protein of 257 amino acids. The transcript has a single exon. NCBI's taxonomy places the organism in Eukaryota, Fungi, Ascomycota, Sordariomycetes, Xylariales, Hypoxylaceae. The record is from RefSeq and is a predicted model, not a curated record.
AUGGCGCUUCAGAUUAACAGAAAAAUCCAGCAUCUAGCAACUCUUUAUAAUCAAUUUCGGUUUCUAAUCGACGACAAGCAUGUAGUAUACGUAACCAUUGAACCGGGUAUCUUCCCAGUGGGUGAUUGGUCAUUCAUAGAUUUUCUCUCAUUUCCCCCUGGUGACUGGAAUCGGGGCCGUAUUUCGAAAGACCAAUACACAGGGAGUUUAACUUUCUCCUCCAUCUCAUAUGACAUUAUCCUAGGAGUCGAGAAUAUAUGGCACCAAACAUAUAUCGAUCAUUUAGAAUUUGAGCAGAUUGAUUCUCUGAGUCAGAACGUCCGCAUAGCCACGCACCCUCUUUUCCAUUAUCCAGUAAUCAUCAAAUUUGCUUCGUUUCCUAGUGAGAUAGGCGACAUUGAGACCGAAACAGCGAUGUAUAGUCGGCUUCAUGGUACAGGAAUUAGCCCUAAGUUUCUAGGUCACGUAACGGAAGAGGGUAGGGGAGUUAUCGGAUUUGUCUUAGAGUUUAUCACGAAAAGCAGGCUAGCAGAACCUCGAGAUCUAACCAUCUGCCAAAAGGUCUUAGCAAGGCUACAUAAUCUAGGUAUAAAACAUGACAAUAUUCGCAAGGAUAACUUCCUCGUCCUAGGGGGGAAAGCGUUUCUGAUCGGCUUCAAGGUAUCGUAUUUGUGCGAUGAAAAAAAGGAACUUGAACUUGAAUAUGAUAAUCUUCAAGAGCUAUUUGGCGGGUGUAUAAAGAAUGACAGAGGGACAAAAAGCUAUACCAACUAG